CAAAUGUCUUCUGUGUGAACUUGUGUUGCUGUUAGAUAGUUUCAGACCCUUUCACCAGCUGACAUCUCCUCUGGCUUCUCUGUUAGACGGACAGAAGGCUGAAACUCAAGAUGAGGGUUUGGAUCUUCUUCCUGUUUUGCCUCGCUGGCAAUACUCUGGCUGCUCCAACUGAAGAGGAGCCAGUUGUUGAAGAGGAGCUGGAAGUGGGAGCCAACCCAGUCCAGGUGGAGACCGGAGAGUUUGAUGAGGCCAUUGAAGUCGUGGAGGAUGUUAUUGCUGAGAACCCCUGCCUAAACCAUCACUGCAAGAAAGGCAAAGUGUGCGAGGUUGAUGACAGCAACCAGCCCAUGUGUGUGUGCCAGGACCCUCUGAUCUGCCCCGCCCCAGUCGGAGAUUUCGAGCAUGUCUGUGGCACUGACAACAAGACCUACGAGUCCUCCUGCCACUUCUUUGCCACUAAAUGCGCCCUGGAGGGCACCAAGAAGGGCCACAAGCUGCACCUGGACUACAUCGGACCCUGCAAAUACAUCGCCCCCUGCUUGGACAACGAGCUGAAUGAGUUUCCCCUGCGCAUGAGGGACUGGCUGAAGAACGUGCUGGUGACCCUGUAUGAGCGCGAUGAAGAAAAUGACCUGCUCACCGAGAAGCAGAAACUCAGGAUAAAGAAGAUUUAUGAGAAUGAGAAGAGACUGCAGGCUGGUGAUCAUUCUCUGGACCUUCUGGCCCUGGACUUCGAGAAGAACUACAACAUGUACAUCUUCCCUGUUCACUGGCAGUUUGGCCAGCUUGACCAGCACCCCGUUGAUGGCUUCCUGUCCCACACUGAGCUGGCUCCUCUGCGCGCUCCUCUCAUCCCAAUGGAGCACUGCACCACCAGCUUCUUUGAGCACUGCGAUGCUGACCAAGACAAGUACAUCGCUCUCGAGGAGUGGGCCAACUGCUUUGGAAUCAAAGAGCAGGACAUCGACAACGACCUUGUCAUCUAAGCACGUCUGCCAUUGACGCUUCCUAGUUACUAUUGGGGCAAAGUGCUAACCCUUAAGUUAAAAUCAAAGUAAAGGUGCUAAUUGCGAUUUCUAACAACCUGCAUAUACCACUAAACAUUCAUUUUGUUUAAAAAAAAGUGCACAAUCCACAAUGAGUGACUGAACACUACCGUUUUUAAGUUGGCCAAGCAGCUGUUGGACAGGCUGUAUUAAAGAGAGUUAAAUAU
This is a messenger RNA of Sinocyclocheilus grahami, 1213 nucleotides long. RefSeq names its product SPARC-like. The transcript has 10 exons. The record is from RefSeq and is a predicted model, not a curated record. Lineage: Eukaryota; Metazoa; Chordata; Actinopteri; Cypriniformes; Cyprinidae. Gene Ontology annotation, molecular function: collagen binding; extracellular matrix binding; protein binding. Gene Ontology annotation, biological process: anatomical structure development. The coding region runs from base 111 to 986 and encodes 291 amino acids.